This is a messenger RNA of Rhincodon typus (whale shark), 1186 nucleotides long. RefSeq names its product ribonuclease P/MRP 14 subunit. NCBI's taxonomy places the organism in Eukaryota, Metazoa, Chordata, Chondrichthyes, Orectolobiformes, Rhincodontidae. The record is from RefSeq and is a predicted model, not a curated record. The transcript is spliced from 3 exons. The coding region runs from base 492 to 1010 and encodes 172 amino acids.
CUACAUUUGUCCUUCUAGAUGGUAGUGGGCGUGAGAUUGAAAGGUGUUGUACCAUCCAUUCAGAUGAUUAUUUUUUCCAAUCUCUGUGUCACAACCAAAUCACAAAUGGUGUAGAGUUUGUCAAGAGUAAGUAGCCAUACUCGUUUUCAUUCGGAAAAUAUAUUUCAAUAAGACUUAAAAAUUCAUGCCUGUCGCUCUGAAGGUUAAUGUUCUGAAAAUGUUUUAUUUGGCAGUUUGGAGCUGCCUUACCUGUUGAUGUAUUGAGAUUUGAAGAAGAAACAUUGACGGCAAUACUGAGAGUAAAAAGCAGUGGCCUUGUGAAGCUGUGGAGUGCACUGACCCUGCUUGGAUCUUAUCAAAAUCAGAAGUGUGCUUUCAGAGUGAUGCAGGUCUCGCCAUUUCUUCUUGCACUAUCAAGCAACAGUAGAGAAUUUGUGUUAAACUGAGGUCAUUGACAAUUAACAGGUGUUUAAAGUGACCUGCUCUAAGAAAUGCCUUUUUGUGCUCAGAGAGUUAUUCUUAGUAUCUUUCAGAGCCCAUUAAAGAUGGGUCACUGGCACAUAGACAGCAUGUUGAUGCCACAAAAUGCUUUUCUUCGGACUGUGCAUCUUCAGGUUGGCGAAAGAGCUGAACUUACCAAAGCUUUUUCCCAGAGUGAUGUAUUUACCUUUUCAGAGUUAACUGGUGAUACAAACCCAUUACAUCUCAAUGAAGAUUUUGCCAAAGACAGCAAGUUUGGAAAGCUAGUUGUACAUGGUGUACUGGUUUGUGGAUUAAUGUCUGCUGUUCUGGGAACCAAAAUACCCGGAUGCGUUCUUCUGUCCCAGGAACUCCGGUUUCUAGCACCCUUGUACAUAGGUGAGCAGGCCUCAGCAAUUGCAGAUGUUGUUAAAAUAAGGAGGUCAAUCGCUUGGAUUACUGUUUCAUGUAUUGUCAAAGAGACUAAGAAGGUUAUAAUGAAGGGGGAAGUGAAGAUCAUGUUGCCAGAAAGUAGAGAUCAAAACGUAUGACUUUAUUAUUGAAAAUGAAAAAUAACUUGGAAAAAGCUUUAUUUGGACAUACUAGUAUUUGUAAAUGGAUGUUCUAUGGAAAUGAUUGAAGAUUCAAGUAAUUUGAAAAUGGAUAUUAUUUCAAACAAUACUCAUUGGCUGAUAUGUUCGUAAUAAAUACCAAUGAUUGUAAAAAU